UGUGGAUUCCAUGUUGAUAUGUCAUGGAAGUGAUUUUGGUAUUUUAGCUUACUCCGAAACGGACCGUUGUUGAAGACUGUAGCGUAUUGAACACUAUCGGGUCGUACCAUCCCAAGAGCAGUGAUAAAUUAAAGUAAUGUGAUAUAUGUACUCAUACUGUGCUGGUGAAUAAAACCAUAAAAUUUAACCAAAGGAAUAUUUAACGCAACAAUAACAACAAAAAAAAAAGAAGAAAUAUUGAUUGAUUUCAUAUUCGUGAAUGUGAAGUGUGUGAAUUUGAAAAAGUGUUUUUUGAAAAUCGAUGUUUCUAAAUUAGCAGGUUUCUUGCAAACUGAAUGCAGUACGCAGUAAUUUUAAAAUAAUAAUUAAUUAAAUAGUAAGCAUGUUGUAUAUCUAUGUAUAUUGGUAGAUGUAUAUGAAAUUACAAGGAUUGGAUUUAAUAACUUAUUGGAUUUUGUAGAUAGAUUUGAAAUUUCAAUGCAAUAAAUGGUUAAAACAACGAGCAGUGCAUUAUUAGGACAGUAAAUAAUCACGCACUCACAAUCAGGUUCUCUUAUGGAAAACUUCGUUUAAUAUUUUGUCUGCUAUUAUUUUCUGAAGGACAUCAAUAAAACCGAAGCAGUUAUAAUAAUAUAAUAAUAAAAUAAUAAUUUAAGACGCAACAUGCAGAGAGGAAGAGUGUCCUUUAGCAGAUAUAUGUAAAACAACAACACCCUCCAUUUGUGAGAAUAUGUACUACAACGACAGAACUAACAGCCAAUAUGGUAUUUAUUCAACAACCUACGCACCGACAAACAUGGAAAUCACCGUUGAAAAUGCUGACACCGACGACACAACUGCCAUUGCUUUAAAUUCCACUGAAGACCUUACAGAGGAUGUUGGCAACAAACGGAAGUUCAAGCGCCACCGGAACUCCAUAGAUAGCAGUUAUUUAUCGGUGCCAUCAUUACGUAAAGCACGACCACGUUCGUCUAUAAUUCGACGACAGAUUUCGUCGAGUCCGGCCAAGACGGGUUUGCAAAGAUUUGGUAGUAAAUUCCGUGCGACGAGACGUUCGAGUCAGGAUUCGGGUAUUGGAACUGCCGGACAGGGUUUUGUUGCUGGGGAAAUUCAAUUUAGGGACGCCAAUGCCCAGCAUCAUAAAAGCAGUGACAACAUUUUUAAUUUCAUCAAUGAAUACGAUUCUAAUGUUGACGAAAUGUAUACAUCUUCAAAUAAUAAUACAAAGGAUAAAUUCGAAUCAAUGCAUAAAUCGAACUCGCAUUCUAUAAAACUCCCACCAUUUAUGGAGGAUGACAGUGAACGAAGUCCAACUCUUGCAUUUGGGCCAAGGAUUAAUGAUGAAAAUAUCCCAGGAACUGCAAUGCAGAUUGAUCUAGAUCUUGAAUUGGAUCCAAUGACAAGUGAUGUGUCUAAUGCUCGUCCUACCGACUCAACACAAUCUAAUGUCAUAUCGGACAAUCAUUUGUUUAUGUACAAACAACAAUCACCCAACGAUAAGAACAAAAACAAUUCCUCUCCACUUGACAGCAGUGGAAAUAGCUAUUUCAACAGCAGGAAAACCAGCAAAAGGAACAGUACUAAUGAUGACAAUGAAGAAAAACGGACCAGCAAACAGGAUACAGAGGGUCUCGAUCCAGAGUCACUAAUGUUUCGUGAUGGACGACGACGAAUUGACAUGGUAUUAGCUUGGGAAGAAGAAAAUGAAGGUGUUAUGACAGAAGCCGAGGCUAAACGUCGUGAUAAUCGAAGAAUUUUCAUGGAAAAUCUGAUAAAAGAGGGCCUUGAAGUGGAGUUAGAAGAUAAGACUCAAUCGUUUAAUGAAAAGACUUUCUUUCUCAAAAUUCAUCUGCCUUGGAGGCUUGAAGUACGAUUGGCCGAGGUUAUGAACCUUAAACUACCUGUGAAACGAUUUAUUACAAUUAGUGUCAAAGCUUGGGAUGAAGAAAAUUUAAUGGCACGAAGAAUUCAGGUUUUGAAAAAUAUUUGGGCUCGUUUAACUAAGGUGAUACAGCUUGAAAGCUCCGUAUUAGAGGGUGAAACAACAUAUAAAGCAUCAACUGCCGGAGGAAAUCCCGAAGAACAAUUUAUAGUGAAAGAUCGUUGUACAACCUACACAAGUGCUCAACGAAGCCUAAUGGUAAUGCAAGUCCUGCUUAGAACACGCUUCGACGACAGCGAUCGAUUGGGAAUUAGAAGGCUUCUCAAUGACAAAACAUACCUAGCAUGCUUUCCACUUCACGAAGGCCGUUACGACCGUCCCCACUCGAGUGGUGUUGUUUUUGAUCGGCGAGUUCUUCAUCAGACCUGGGCACAUCCCUCCCAAUGGUAUAAAAAGCAGCCUCUCUGUUUGGUUCGAAAGUACUUCGGCGAUAAGAUCGCUUUGUAUUUUUGCUGGCUUGGUUUCUAUACGGAAAUGUUAGUGUAUCCGGCUGUAGUGGGAACCCUGUGUUUUCUCUAUGGACUCGCUUCAAUCGAGUCUAAAGACAACAUACCCAGCAAAGAGAUCUGUGAUUUAUCCGGGACAGGAAAUUUAACCUUAUGCCCGUUAUGUGAUAAAGCAUGCAGCUACCAAAGACUGUCCGAUUCGUGCCUGUUUGCAAAGAUAACAUAUCUUUUUGACAAUCCUGCCACAGUAUUUUUUGCGAUAUUCAUGUCCUUUUGGGCCACAACUUUUCUAGAAUUAUGGAAACGGAAACAAUCAGUUAUUGUAUGGGAAUGGGAUUUACAUAAUAUUGAAUCAGAUGAAGAGAAUCGACCAGAAUUUGAAACUAGUGCAACAACAUUUCGAAUGAAUCCCGUUACAAGGGAAAAGGAGCCGUAUAUGUCAUUUUCUAGUCGAGCACUGCGAUUUACAAUCACUGGAAGUGCUGUUGCUUUUAUGAUAUGCAUCGUUCUGGGUGCGGUUUUAGGAACAAUCAUUUACCGUAUAUCACUAGUAACCGUGAUCUAUGGUGGUGGAGGAUUUUUCGUUAAAAAACACGCCAAACUUUUUACCACCGUUACUGCUGCCCUUAUCAAUUUGGUUGUCAUAAUGAUUUUAACGAAGAUCUACCACCGGAUGGCGCUAAGAUUAACUCACAUGGAAAAUCCACGUACACACACCGAAUUCGAAGACUCAUACACAUUUAAGAUUUUCUUUUUCGAAUUUAUGAACUUUUACAGUUCACUUAUUUAUAUAGCAUUUUUUAAGGGAAGAUUUUUUGAUUAUCCCGGCGAUGAAAUUGCCCGUAGAACUGAAUUUUCUCGACUUAAAAAUGAUAUUUGUGAUCCGGUUGGUUGUUUAUCGGAGUUAUGUAUACAAUUAGCUAUUAUAAUGGUCGGCAAGCAAUGUUGGAACAAUUUUAUGGAAUAUUUAUUUCCAAAAUUUUACAAUUGGUGGCGUCAAAGAAAGCAUAAACAUGAAACUAAAGACGAAUCACAUUUGCAUAUGUCAUGGGAACAGGAUUAUCAUAUGCAAGAUCCCGGGCGAUUGGCUCUGUUCGAUGAAUAUUUGGAAAUGGUUCUUCAAUAUGGAUUCGUAACACUGUUUGUUGCUGCUUUCCCAUUGGCCCCACUUUUCGCUCUUCUCAACAAUGUUGCUGAAAUUCGACUUGACGCGUAUAAAAUGGUAACCCAAGCUCGACGACCGCUGGCCGAAAGAAUAGAGGAUAUCGGUGCUUGGUAUGGAAUCCUUCGCAUCAUAACGUACACAGCUGUUGUUUCGAAUGCUUUUGUCAUUGCCUACACAAGCGACUUUAUACCGCGAAUGGUUUAUAAAUUUGUCUAUUCGGAAACAAACACUCUUGCUGGAUAUAUUGAACACUCUUUGUCGAUUUUCAAUACCUCUGAUUAUAAGGAGGAAUGGGGAGCCACAAGUAGUGAACACGAUCCUGAUACCUGUCACUACAGAGGUUAUAGAAAUGGUCCAAACGAUCGGGAUCCUUACGGCCUGAGUCCGCAUUAUUGGCAUGUUUUUGCAGCUCGAUUGGCAUUUGUGGUGGUCUUUGAGCAUAUAGUAUUUGUUGUGACUGGAGUCAUGCAGUUUAUGAUUCCUGACGUUCCAGCUGAAGUUAAGACACAAAUGCAACGUGAACAAUUAUUGGCUAAAGAAGCGAAAUUUCAACAUGGCUUGAAAAAAGCUCAACAAGGUGACAACCAAGACUUACUAAAUAUGUUCCGUGAGGCAAGUAGUCGCAUUGGAACUUCAUCCUUGGGAGGACGUGGAAGUUGGGCCAGACGUUUAAGUCGCAUGAGUGAUGGUCUGGAUGCUCAUGUCGAUGUAGCAUCUAGACCACGAAGAUCUAUGGAAUCAACUGUCUGGGAAGUUUCCUGACACGAGGAGGAAGAAGAAACUCCAGAGCAGAGAAAUGGAGUUUAAAAUGUUAAUAUACUGUUUUACUAUUUGUUUAAACUUAUUAAUUUAUAUGUAUUUGUAUGUUACUCAGUUUAUAUCGGUUUCAUAGAGAUAAAGUUUGUAUAUAAAUUUAUAAAAUAUAUAAAACUCUCAUAAAAUAAAAAAAACACUGAAGUACCUGCAGAGCAGAAAAAG
Eupeodes corollae is the source of this 4531-nucleotide messenger RNA. RefSeq names its product anoctamin-4. The record is from RefSeq and is a predicted model, not a curated record. The coding region runs from base 731 to 4315 and encodes 1194 amino acids. Gene Ontology annotation, molecular function: protein dimerization activity; chloride channel activity. The transcript has 13 exons. NCBI's taxonomy places the organism in Eukaryota, Metazoa, Arthropoda, Insecta, Diptera, Syrphidae. Gene Ontology annotation, cellular component: plasma membrane. Gene Ontology annotation, biological process: chloride transmembrane transport.